Molecule: messenger RNA, 2020 nt
Organism: Ruditapes philippinarum (Manila clam)
Lineage: Eukaryota; Metazoa; Mollusca; Bivalvia; Venerida; Veneridae
Product: protein chibby homolog 1-like
Exons: 4
Coding region: 145-522 (125 amino acids)
Source: RefSeq, a predicted model, not a curated record
GGUCUAUAUCAUGCGGACGCUUUUUUUGUGUUUUUUUGGCACAAGCGUCCAUUAUUUUGACUUCCGGCAACAAGUCCAAACUAAACAACACAAUUGAAAGAAAGAUUAUUUGUUUACUGUUCGUAUCUUGAAGUUUCUAGAAACAUGCCACUUUUUCCAUUUGGUGAUAAAUUUUCUCCAAAGAAAACACCCCCUAGAAGAGCCCAAUCACUAUCAAACCUUCACCUUGAUGCAGAUAAAACUCGGGAAGAAUUUGGUCCAGAUGUAGGCCCUGUCAAACUAAAACUUGGCGGUCAGGAAGUGGCUUUUGAAAAUGGAAUGUGGGUACAAGAGACUGGUCCCAGUGCUGCAAGUCAUAAAGAAGUGAUGAAACUACGACGUGAUAACCAAAAUCUGUCAGAGGAAAAUAAUCUACUUAAAUUAAAGAUAGACAUAUUAUUGGACAUGUUAGCAGAAACUUCAGCGAUUUCUCACUACCACGAAAAUGAGCUAAAACAGUUAAAAUCUGGCAAGAAAAAAUAGUGGUCAAUUAAGUUAUUAUAAGCCAUUGUGAUAAAGACUUGGGACCUUAAUUAAACAUUUAGAAAAAAAUUAUCAAUGAAAAUGCAUUAAAUGUACGGAAAAGGGUUGGAAGCAAGUGGGAAUUUCAUGAACAUCCUCUAGAAAAGUUUAUCAUUACAGUUGGCAUGAUAUGUAGAAAUUAUUGCUGGGUUUUGCUCUUAAUACGCAAUCACAUCAUUCUUGUAGAUCUAUGGACUGUUCUUUACUAGUAUAUCAACUUUAUAAUCAGUAAUUAUGAUUCAAAGAUUAUUGAAUGAGAUAUUGUGUUCCAGUUUCUUGAAUUAACAGGCAAAAAAUGAUUAAUUUAUAAGGUAUGAUAUAUUUUUUACAAUCUAUAUGUUUCUAUUAAAAUUGUUCAGACUUUGUACUGAGUAUUUUAAGAACAUGUAUAUAAAGAAUAUUUUAACAUUCCAUAUGGGUACAAUUGUUUUAAAUCUAAUUUUUUACUUACUUUCAGUAAAUGUAUAAAUUCUUUUAAAGUCUGUUACCUCAUGAUUAAUUUGCUUUAAAGGAAUGUCAAUUCUUUUUACUUCUAUGUUACCAUGAUAACAAUAUGUAUUACAUAUCAUUUUUGAAAGUUGUCCGUCCAUUUUAUCUUUUUUACAAGUUUAUAUAUUUGAGGAUCAGAAGCUCAUAAUUUUCAUAUAUCUGUAGAAUUUUUAAUUCUCUGAAUAAACUGACUAAAAGCAACUUUGCAGAGGUAAUUUAUAGUACAUAGUUUUUUAUUACUUUGACUUGAAAAUUUACUUUUUGUGUUACUUUUUAGCUCGACUAUUCAAUAAGAAUAAGUAGAGCUAUUGCAGUCACCCGAGCGUCGGCGUCGGCGUAACCACUUAUGUUAAAGUUUUUGUAAUAGUUCAAAUAUUUUCAAAGUCCAUAGACAUAUGGCUUUGAAACUUUGCACACUUGUUCACCAUCAUGACCCCAACCUGUAGACAGGAGGAGGUAACUCUAUCAAGCAUUUUGACAGAAUUAUGCCCCUUUUUCGACUUAGAAUUUACGUUAAAGUUUUUGUAAUAGUUCAAAUAUUUUCAAAGUCCAUUGACAUAUGGCUUUAAAACUUUGCACACUUGUUCACCAUCAUGACCCCAACCUGUAGACAAGAGGAGGUAACUGUAUCAAGCAUUUUGACAGAAUUAUGCCCCUUUUUCGACUUAGAAUUUACGUUAAAGUUUUUGUAAUAGUUCAAAUAUUUUCAAAGUCCAUUGACAUAUGGCUUUGAAACUUUGCACACUUGUUCAACAUCAUGACCCCAACCUGUAAACAGGAGGAGGUAACUCUAUCAAGCAUUUUGACAGAAUUAUGCCCCUUUUUCGACUUAGAAUUUACGUUAAAGUUUUUGUAAUAGUUCAAAUAUUUUCAAAGUCCAUUAACAUAUGGCUUUGAAACUUUGCACAUUUGUUCAACAUCAUGACCCCAACCUGUAAACAGGAGGAGGUAACUCUAUCAAGCAUUUUGA